AUGCAUAGUAUUCAUGCUUAUCGAAAAGUAUUAAUUGUAUGUACGGGUGCUGGUAUUGCACCCGCAUUACCAUAUAUCAAAGAUCCAUUACCUACAACUCAUACACAUAUUUUAUGGAUUGCUAAAAAACAUGAAGAGAAUUAUGGAGAAUAUGUUUGGAAAUUAGUCCAAAAAAUGCAUCUACAUUGUACUUUAUAUGAUACAUCAGUUAGUGGACGACCUGGUCCUCAAUUAGUAGAAGAACAUUUUUGGAAAACAAAUUCACAAGCUGUAUUUGUUGUAUCAAAUGAAAAAUUUACUAUUGAAGUGAUUAAUGCACUGUGGCGCAAAGAUAUUCCUUGUUUUGGAGCUUUGUUUGACUCUUAA
This is a messenger RNA of Rotaria sordida, 366 nucleotides long. The record is from the annotation of a GenBank genome assembly. Lineage: Eukaryota; Metazoa; Rotifera; Eurotatoria; Philodinida; Philodinidae.